AAUGGCGAGAGAGGGAAGGUUCGUGAGAAAGCGCGCUAUUUAGAAGACGACGCCAAAGUUGACGCGCAAGUUUCGUAUUUGACCUUUCUACCCUUGUUCUUUUUUCCUUUUUUUUAUUGAAUCCUAAAGUUAUAUAUUUACCUCUUGUGUUUUUACUUUUACCAAAUUAUUAUUUUUUCACAGAUUCUUCCUUGUUGUUCACUCGCUCAAGAUCUCUCUCCCUGGCAGAAGAAAAACCCUAAACUCAUCUGACCGGAGAUUGACGACGACGCCGCCUCCGAAUCGGAGAUCUUUUACAAACAAUGUCUUCCACGGCUAAACGGACUUCUUACCAGAAGAGCGGAUCUCCUCCGUUUUUUAGUCUCCUAAACUUCUUCUCUUCUUUUCCGACGAGAAAAUUAGGGUUAGGGUUUAAUGUGAACUGUGAAUUCGUUCAACUACUCAAGUUUCACCAUUGUUCCAAAAAAACCAACCAAUCAAAACCUCUCCAAUUGCUUAAUGAUGAUAGUAGUAACUUGGUGGAGGAUCCACAGCUUUGUGGUGCCUUUACAUGCGAUAUUUACGAGCAUCAUCUGCGUUCAUCCGAGGCGAAGAAAAGGCCUGCUAUCGAUUACAUGGAGAGAGUUCAAUCAAACAUCGACGCCACCAUGCGUGCCAUCCUGGUCGACUGGCUCGUGGAGGUUGCUGAAGAGUUUAGCCUUCCGCCAGAGACUUUGUACCUGGCGGUGAACUGUUUAGACAGGUAUCUUUCGGGAAACGUGAUCACAAAGCUAAACCUCCAGUUGCUUGGUGUUUCAUGCAUCAUGAUUUCAGCUAAAUAUUAUGGACGAGGAUCAGUGCGUGCGCCUCUUCGUCAGGUGGAGAGUUUCUGUUACAUCACCGAUUACACCUACUCGAGAAACGAGCUCCUGGAGAUGGAGUCUUGUGUUCUCAACUACUUGAAGUUCGAGUUAACAACUCCAACGGCAAACUGUUUUUUAAGCCACUUUGUCCCUCAAGGCAAAAGAGAGGAGGUCCCAUCGUCCCACCUCUUGUUUGAGUCGCUAGCGAGCUAUCUUUGCGAAUUAUCUCUCUUGGAUUACGCUAUGCUUCGCUACGCUCCAUCACUCGUCGCAGCCUCUGCUGUUUUCUUGGCACGAUACGUGUUACAUCCUUCGAGAAAACCAUCGUGGAGCUCUACGUUGGAGCAUUACACACGGUACAGGGCUCAGCAUUUGGAAGCGUGCGUUAAGAAUCUUCUUCGGCUGUGUCAUGAGAGUCCCUCAGGUGAUAAUGUAGUUGCAGUCAGAAAGAAGUACAGUAAAGCCAAAUACAAGUUUGCAGCAAACAUGUUUUACCCCUCCUCACUGCCGGUGCCACAAGAGCUCUUCCUCUGAUUGGCUUCCUUUUUGUUUUUAAUUUCCUCGUCUUGUUGAUAGAAACUCAUUGGGUCAGAGACCAAUGUGUUCAGUUCGAUUCAUGUAAUGAACAUAAAACAAUUUAUAAAAGAGAAGUAAAUAAUCCACCAAAAAAAGUUAUACCUUUCUUAUUAAAAGCUUAUAAAUCUAAUGAGAUAUG
Brassica napus (rape) is the source of this 1557-nucleotide messenger RNA. RefSeq names its product cyclin-A1-2. The transcript has a single exon. Gene Ontology annotation, cellular component: cyclin-dependent protein kinase holoenzyme complex; nucleus; cytoplasm. Bases 303 to 1376 code for a protein of 357 amino acids. NCBI's taxonomy places the organism in Eukaryota, Viridiplantae, Streptophyta, Magnoliopsida, Brassicales, Brassicaceae. Gene Ontology annotation, biological process: regulation of cyclin-dependent protein serine/threonine kinase activity; mitotic cell cycle phase transition. Gene Ontology annotation, molecular function: cyclin-dependent protein serine/threonine kinase regulator activity. The record is from RefSeq and is a predicted model, not a curated record.